This is a messenger RNA of Paramecium sonneborni, 672 nucleotides long. The record is from the annotation of a GenBank genome assembly. Lineage: Eukaryota; Ciliophora; Oligohymenophorea; Peniculida; Parameciidae.
AUGUUUAGCUAAAAUAAUAUGUAGAACAGUACAAAGAAUCUUGGAAACAAUACAAAUUAAUAAUUGUAAAAGUUUUAAGAACAUGGAUUAUAUUAAUUUAUUCUAAACAGAAAUAAAGUUAAAGAGAAAAUAGUAAAAAAAUAAAAAUAAGUUACUCCUUAAAGGUAGAAUCGUCCAUCGACUGCUUUAGUUGAUUCUUAAGGGAAAUAUAAAUUGAAUAUGAACUUAGGAUUAUAAAUAGAAAGCUUUAGCACUUUAUAACCAAAAUAUUAAAUUUUUGAGGAGUAACAUAAAAUUAAUUCAUAACACUAAACUUCUUCUACUCCUCAUUAGAAACUUUAUGUUAAUGAUUAGAAGAUAUUGAGAGCCGUGUCUACAUUAAGAAAGAUUAAAAAUUAAAGGGCUUUUCGACCUUGUCCAUUUACUUUGGGUUUUAAUAUAGAGUAAUGCUCAAUUAAACCUAAAACUAUUAAAUAAAGAUCUAUUAGUCAAUUAAAUUAAAUUAAAAGUUUAAAUAGAACAGAAAUUUUGAAAUAUAAAAGAUAUGAAUCUCCUUAAAGUAUAGUAAAAUCGAAUUUUUACAGUUAACUUACAAAAUGGGAGUAAUAUGAUGAUAGUAAUUUAUUUGAUUUGAAUUUCUUGAACAAUAAUCUCUUCAAGUACGAACUUUGA